Molecule: messenger RNA, 1672 nt
Organism: Daldinia decipiens
Lineage: Eukaryota; Fungi; Ascomycota; Sordariomycetes; Xylariales; Hypoxylaceae
Product: glycoside hydrolase family 64 protein
Exons: 1
Coding region: 231-1415 (394 amino acids)
Source: RefSeq, a predicted model, not a curated record
GGCGAAGUUUGCCAAGUGCUGCUUUAAAACCACAUAAGGCCUACGUCAUCGACAGACUGUCCAGGGUAUAUUUCCAACUUAAGUACUGCUUGUAGAAGCUAAAAACUGAAAACUAUUAUCUAACAUACAUUAGUUAAUUUUUCUAUUCAACAUUUGACUUUGCUGAUAGAGAUUCCUCUCUAGACGGAUUAACUCAGAAUCAAUCGAUACGUGGUCUUCUUCACACUUACAUGAAAACAACAGUCUACAACAAAUCUAUAAUUCAAACCAAACACGCAACCAUGCCUAGAGCGUUAAAAGUUGCUCUGAAGAAUAAUAGCAAUUCAGAUCAAGUCUAUGCGUACAUCACCGGUAUAGCCCUUCAACACAGAGGGCAACGUUGCUUUCUCAAAGCCGACGGAGAGGGUCUUUACUUUCCGCAAAAUCCACCCCGCAUUGGUUCACCGCUGACCGAAGACUGCGCCAUUCCCCUCGGAACGCCGGGGAACACGGUUACCGUCACGAUCCCACAAAUGGCCGGCGGUAGGAUCUGGUUUUCUCGCGACGCAAAGCUUACCUUCUUGCUUAACCCCGGCCCUGGUUUAGUCGAGCCCAGCGUCUUAAAUCCGACCGAUCCCAAUGCGGAUGUUGAUUUUGGCUUUUGCGAAUUUACGCUCAACGAUGCGCAGCUUUACGCAAAUAUUAGCUAUGUAGACUUUGUCUCGCGUCUGCCGAUAGGCAUCUCACUGGAGCAGGCAAAUGGCUCGGUCCAAAGUGUUACCGGCAUGGCUCCUGACGGCGUAGAUCGCGUCGCUGAGGGGCUGCGCCAGCAAGCGCAAAAGGAUGGCCGGCCUUGGGACAAGCUUGUAGUCAACCGUAAAGGUAAGAUUCUCCGGGUACUGAGUGCGACGCACGGGAAUGCCGUGCGUGCGAACUUCUGUGGUUACUACGAACCGUAUGUGAAUGAGGUGUGGGAACAUUUCCUCGCAAAGCAGAAAGAAGGCCAGGUCCUGAAAAUCAACACGCAAGCCGCACCAGGCAUUUUAAGUGCCCAGUUCAUGAGUAAUGGCGAGGUACAGAUCGGUAAUGAGAAGUUUGGUAAGCCAAAUACGGCGGACAUCUUUGGUUGCAACAGCGGUCCGUUCACAACAGGACCGUCCCCUACGCGUAACGCCAUCAUACCGCGCCUAGCUGCUGCAUUUGUGCGCACUGCGCUGCUAGAGGCGUACGAACAUCCUUCGCAACCGCACACAUUCUACCAGAGAGACCCGACAAAUCAUUAUGCUCGCAUUGUACACGAGCACAAUGUUGAUGGAAAAGGCUAUGCCUUUCCUUACGACGACGUGCAGCCAGAUGGCGGUGAUGAUCAGUCAGGGAAGGUCAAUGCUGGCGAUCCAGUAAUAUUCACGGUUACCGUUGGUGGCGUUCAAACCUAAUACAUGCAAUUCGCUACCCCUAGGUUCGGAAGUUUUCAUAAUAUCUUUUUUCUUUAGGCGUGUACCUGGUCAGGUACCUACCUAUCAUGGUAUCAAGGAAGAUUUCUAGUUAGAAAGCCUCAUGGUCAGGGGAUCACGGUUGAAUAACAAGGUACUUGAAAAAGGGAACAAAAUUGGUAACAAACUUAAUAAAGCAAUAUCGAAAUAAGUAUACCUCAUUUACCAUCUACGAUUAAUAUAAAAGCAAUCAAGUCUAA